Molecule: messenger RNA, 2827 nt
Organism: Verruconis gallopava
Lineage: Eukaryota; Fungi; Ascomycota; Dothideomycetes; Venturiales; Sympoventuriaceae
Exons: 3
Coding region: 347-2542 (731 amino acids)
Biological process (GO): biosynthetic process
Cellular component (GO): eukaryotic translation initiation factor 2B complex
Molecular function (GO): translation initiation factor binding; translation initiation factor activity; guanyl-nucleotide exchange factor activity
Source: RefSeq, a predicted model, not a curated record
CCUCGAACCGUGAUACAGUGGUCGACCUUUGCGAACUGUGCGUCACGCCCACACACGCAAACACGCAAACGUACACAUACACAAGCACACACACAUUGGGAACGACAGCUGCGACGCCGUGUCUUUUAUUUUUCUUUAUUCGUGGGACUGAAGGGGCGGGAAAAACCACGUUCGACUCCCGGUCGCAUCUGCGAGCGAUCGCACCUUUUUUGGCCAUAAAUUUUUCUCCCCUCACAGGCUCUGCGCAGCUUGCGUUACAGCACAUACUACGUCACACGGCGGACCGGGCAAAAACAAAUCCAAAUUAGGUUUGUGAGCGCGACAGAGCUUCUGUACGGCGCUAGCUAUGCCUCCCAAGGGGCGCAAGGGCGGGAACGAGAAAGGCGGCAAGCGGGGGGAGGAGGAGAGGGAGCUUCCGCUGCAGGCAGUCAUCCUUGCAGACCCCUUCGAGACGCGGUUCUCGCCGUUUACGCUGGAGAAACCGCGGUGCCUGCUGCCACUCGCAAACACUCCGCUCAUAGAGUAUACCUUGGAAUUUCUGGCCAAUGCUGGCGUGGAGGAGGUGUAUGUGUACUGCGGCGCACACACGGAGCAGGUUGAGGAGUAUCUGGAGAAGUCGAAAUGGGCAACAACAUCUCCCCGCAAUGCCUCGCCUUUCACCGAGUUGACCAUCAUCCACUCGACCGCACAGACGAUCGGAGCGGCGAUGCGAGACCUUGACGACAGAGCCAUCCUGGAGAACGACUUCAUCAUCGUCUAUGGGGACGUGGUGUCGAAUCUGCCGCUGGAGUCUGCGCUGGCAGCUCACAGGGCUCGGCGAGCGGCAGACAAGAGCGCAAUCAUGACCAUGGUGCUCAGAGAGGCCGACACGAAUCACAGGACAAACGUGCACGGAUAUACGCCUGUAUUCGUGCUCGACCCCAAGAAGGACAGGUGCCUACACUACGAGCAGAUGGUGCCGGGAGAGGACACGAGGAGGGUCACGUUGAACUAUGAAGAGAUUUUGAAAGCACAUCAAGAGGUCGAUAUCAGGACCGACCUGAUCGACUGUGGAAUCGAUAUUCUCACGCCAGAUGCUCUUGCGCUUUGGAAGGACUACUUCGACCUCGAGGCACCACGACGGCAAUGGCUGUUCAAGAUCCUAGGUGAUCACGAACUCAAUGCGAAGACAAUCCACACGCACAUCAUCACAGACCACUACGCAGCGCGUGUGCGAAAUCUGCACGCUUACGACUCCGUCAGUCGUGACAUCAUCAGCAGAUGGAGCUACCCGCUGUGCCCAGACAGCAAUCUUCUUCGGGGCCACAGCUACAGACUGCAGAAGGGCAUGAUAUAUCAGGAGCAAGGCGUCAUUCUUGCACGAUCUUGUGUGAUCAACAAACGCACCGUCAUUGGCGAGGGCACAAGCGUGGGAGAGGGCACCAUAAUAGGCAACAGCGUCAUUGGACGAAACUGCAUCAUCGGCAAGAAUGUCAAGAUCGAAGGAGCCUACCUGUGGGACAACGUCGCCGUGGGCGACGGCUCGGUCGUCACAAAGGCUAUUGUUGCAGAUGAGGCCGUCGUCGGCAAGAACUGCACUGUCGAAGCCGGAGCUCUCCUUUCGUACGGUACGCGAGUGUCAGACGGCAUAACCGUUCCUGGCUCGAGGCGCGUAACCCGUGUGAAGCGAAAACGGAUCACGGUCAAGGAUGGCGGCAUGGACAAGCUCGUCAACACGAUCGAACACGGUUCCACCGAUCACGCCGUGGUAGGACCGGACGGUGAGGGCUUCGAUUUCGCGCCUUCCGAGGAUGAUCCGGAGGCCGAAGAAUACGAACAGCUAGCCAAUGUGGGGCUCGUGUAUACGCAGCCUGCGUUUUCGCUGUCGCAGGAGUCAAUAUCGACUUUGAACUCGGACGACGAGAGCGACUUCACCGACGCGACGCCGCAGACCAGAUCCGCAACGUCCUCCUUCUCCGUCGCCGUCGACGACGCCCUGGCGCCACAGCCGGCCCAGCAGGGCCACAGGUUCCACUCCGAAGCUGUAGACAGUAUCUACGGUCUCAUCUCCGAGGGACAGGACGUGAACAACGUCCAGAUCGAGCUCCAGUCGUUGCGCAUGUCAACCAACGCAACUGAGCACCAGGUCCGCCGCGCCGUAGUGCAGGGAUUCAUGAAGCGCAUAGCACAGUUGUACGAGCAAGACGGCAAGCUUCAGGCCGCCGUUUCGUCCGUCCUCGGGCCGUACCAGACCAUGGUCGAGCGUGCCGUCGAUGACGUUAGCGAAGAAGCGAAGCUGCAGAACCAGAAGGACCUCCUGCUGCUAUUCCAGAGCGACGCAGCUUCGCGCAAGGAUGGCGACAAUCUGCUGCUGUUCCUGGUGAAAGACCUGGUUGACAAGGACCUGAUCGAUGUGGACGCCGUGGAGGCUUGGUGGAACGACGCGAAAAGCACGGAGAAGGAAGACCUGCGCAAGGUCAGGGAAAAGACGAAGCAGCUCGUCGAAUUUUUGCUCGACGACAGUGACGAUGAGGAGGACGAGGACGAGGAUGAAAGCGACUGAUUUCUGGACGUUUUGUUCGCUCGGAUAGACUUUCAUUGUCGCCGCAUUACAAAAUUACCCAUAUGGCUUUCGUCACGCGAACAGCACGCGUAGUCAUCCCUUCGAUAUUAUCGAUCCUAUCCAACGAACCAUCUAAGAUGGUCAAAGAAAAAGUAAAGAAGAAUUGCAUAUGUACAUGAAUUGCCCAGAUGUCGUGGCCGAGCAUUUCGUCUGUUAUGCUUUCCCACCCCAUUGAGAAAAAAUAAUAGAGGAAAAGGGGAAGAGGGGGUUGGUUUUUCUUUUUUU